Molecule: messenger RNA, 2886 nt
Organism: Hypanus sabinus (Atlantic stingray)
Lineage: Eukaryota; Metazoa; Chordata; Chondrichthyes; Myliobatiformes; Dasyatidae
Gene: gopc
Product: golgi-associated PDZ and coiled-coil motif containing
Exons: 8
Coding region: 130-1467 (445 amino acids)
Biological process (GO): negative regulation of protein localization to cell surface
Cellular component (GO): Golgi apparatus; membrane; trans-Golgi network transport vesicle
Molecular function (GO): transmembrane transporter binding
Source: RefSeq, a predicted model, not a curated record
ACUGGCUGCGAGGUGGCAGGUGGAGUAAUCGAGUGUCGGCCCUUGACAACCGGAACAGAAGGCGGUGCCGGUGAGAGGAAGCGAGAGGACGGACGGGCACCGGGACUUCCUUCCAUCGCAGCGGCAGACAUGGCUUCUUCGGCUGGGGGCACGUCGGCGGCUGGUCCUGGCACAGGCUCUGGUCCUGGCCCCGGUCCCGGCCCCUCCAUGUUCCGCUGGUUGGAAGUGUUGGAGAAGGAGUUCGACAAGGCCUUCGUGGACGUGGACCUGCUGCUGGGUGAGAUCGACCCGGAUCAGUCCGAGAUCACUUAUGAGGGCCGUCAGAAGAUGACGGCGCUCAGCUCCUGCUUUGCCCAGCUGUGUCACAAGGCGCAGACUGUCUUCCAGAUCAACCACAAGCUGGAGGCUCAGCUACUGGACAUGAAGUCUGAGCUAAUUGAUACUCAGGCUGAGAAAGCUGUGUUGGAGAAAGAAGUACAUGAUCAGCUUUUACAGCUUCAUGCUGUCCAACUCCAGUUGCACGCCAAGACAGGACAGAAUGUUGACUCAGGUUCAAUCAAGGCUAAGCUGGAGAAAGAAUUAGAAGCCAAUAAAAAAGAAAAAGUGAAGGAAGCAAAACUGGAAGCUGACGUAAAGCUACUAAGAAAAGAGAAUGAAGCCCUGCGACGACAUAUAGCGGUUCUACAAGCUGAAGUUUACGGUGCAAGGCUAGCAGCCAAGUAUCUGGAUAAAGAGCUAGCGGGCAGGGUCCAACAAAUCCAGCUUUUGGGUCGAGACAUGAAAGGACCUGCUCAUGAUAAACUCUGGAACCAGCUAGAAGCAGAAAUACAUCUUCAUAGACAUAAAACAGUUAUUAGGGCAUGCCGAGGACGCAAUGACCCUAAACGACCCUUGCCCACGCCACCUGGACAUGAUCCAGAUAUAAUUAGGAAGACCCAAGGAGUUGGGCCAAUUCGCAAAGUACUGUUGGUUAAAGAGGAUCAUGAAGGACUUGGUAUAUCGAUUACAGGUGGCAAGGAGCAUGGAGUCCCAAUUCUAAUAUCAGAAAUCCACCCAGGCCAGCCUGCUGAGCGAUGUGGUGGCCUUCAUGUUGGAGAUGCCAUACUAGCUGUUAAUGGAAUAAAUUUAAGAGAUGCAAAACACAAAGAAGCUGUUACAAUCCUUUCCCAGCAGAGAGGAGAAAUUGAGUUUGAAGUGGUAUAUGUUGCUCCAGAGAUAGACUCUGAUGAUGAAAACGUGGAUUAUGAAGAUGAGACUGGGCACCGUUAUCGCUUGUAUCUUGAUGAAUUGGAGGAAAGCAGAAAUGCAGCUGUCAGUAGAAAUGAUGGAAGUGGGGAUGCUAAAUCACUACCAGACCAGAAACCAGUUCUGGAUGCCAUUUUAAAUGGAGAUGCAGGAACAAAUAGUGAAACAGCUUCAGAAGAUGCAACAUUCAAACAAAAAGAUGGUGCAGAAUCCUCAUCUUAAGUUGGUCUUGCGUUACUUGAACACUAAUAUAGCUAUUUCUGCACUUGACUGGUAGUAUGGAAGGAACAAUGUAUGAAUGUGAUCACAUCAAAAAAUAAUGUUAAAAGCGUAACCUUGUUAUGUUCUGGAUUAAGGGGUUCCAAUGAUGCCAUAAAACUGCUUUAGUAACAGCCCUGCAUGUAUGAAACUAUUUUGACUUUGCAGUAAAUUUGUAGGAAGAUACAAAUUUUGAGUUACACCAAACUUCAACUUGAAACUGGAAGGAUUGUUAGCAUGUACUCGGUGUGAAAUGAAAUUUAAAAUCAAAAAGCAUAUAUUAAUACAGUGUUGUUGCACUUUCCCUUUGGGUUCUUUUGUGCACAAUAAGCACUUUCAGCAUUUUACAAUUACAAUCUGUUAGUCUUUUACUGAGAUAUUUGCUUCAAGGUUGAACCAAAAAGGUUCAAGGAAAAUUAUGGAUUUAUAUUUGCUUCUCUUUGUUCAUGCAUAAUUAAUCUGAAUAUAUAUCCCCUUAAAUAUGUGCAGAACUGUUAAACAGAAUCUCUUAAUAGUAACUGUGACCUGACCCACAGUCAUGUUCAUAAAGACUGUUGUGCAUUGCAUUCAAUAUGAUUGUUAGACCUGAAUUGACAUUGUAGUUUAAAUCUAUCAAAUGUGAUAUGUUGUAGUAAAAUUUAAUGAGCCAGUGAGUUAUGAAUUAUUAGGUCACAUAGCUGCAUCUCAUUGGAAGAUUAUUUUUCUUAACAAAACAUUUCAAAAUGCAGCUGUAAUAAUUAUUUAAAGAUAAUCCGAGUUACAUUGUUGUAAGUACACAAUUCCUAUAUACUAUGUAUCCAUCCAGCAUUGAAGUGCACUAUUUGUAAUUAGUUAUUCUGCAAAGAUGUUAAGUGUAAUGUCUGGUGAAGUUGAGAUGAUAGUGGUAUAUUUUACAUAGUAUCACUUCAGGUAACUUGCACCUUUCCAAGAGUACGGUUCCCUGUACACGAGUCACUUGCUCAUUCAGAAUCAGUAAAAUUCUGAUUCACACAGUGCAGCUAGUGUAAAAUGCAAUUUUUUAACUUCUGUAAACAUGCUUGAGAAUGUUUUUCAGUUAAUGACAAGAAUUUGGAUUAUAGAAAAACUGAAGCUGUACACCUAGUAAAAAUGUACAGUGUAGUAGUGUACACCUAGUAAAAAUAAUAACUUAUUUUCUGUACACAGGAAGAGUGAUACUUGCCACUCCUGUUUUUUUUUGUGUAUUUACAAAUGGAGGUCAAACUCUUUCUGUUCAUAUUAUAAGGAAACGGAUGCUUCACUUUUUAUACUGUAUUUUGUUUUCAGUUGUACUAAUAGUUACAUUGCUAUUUUGCAGUAAAUAGCUCAAAGUUGUAAAUAUGUACUCAUUAUUGGACUUUUGUAUUUAUAAAAUUAUACUCUGUU